Limanda limanda (common dab) is the source of this 1698-nucleotide messenger RNA. It is a transcript of the gene prdm8b, whose product is annotated as PR domain containing 8b. Bases 1 to 1698 code for a protein of 565 amino acids. Gene Ontology annotation, biological process: regulation of DNA-templated transcription. The record is from RefSeq and is a predicted model, not a curated record. Gene Ontology annotation, molecular function: protein binding. The transcript is spliced from 3 exons. Gene Ontology annotation, cellular component: nucleus. Lineage: Eukaryota; Metazoa; Chordata; Actinopteri; Pleuronectiformes; Pleuronectidae.
AUGGAGGAGUCCAGCUCUCAGAAGUUGGUGUGGGACGGAGACGCCAAAGCGGUGCAGCAGUGUCUCACCGACAUCUUCACCAGCGUCUUCACGACCUGCGACAUCCCAGAGAACGCCAUCUUCGGGCCUUGCGUGCUGAGCCACACGUCGCUGUACGACAGCAUCGCCUUCAUCGCGCUCAAGUCCACCGACAAACGCACAGCACCUUACAUCUUCAGGGUUGACACCUCAGCGGCCAACAGCACCUCCGAGGGCCUGAUGUGGCUGCGGCUGGUCCAGUCGGCCCGGGACAAGGAGGAGCAGAACCUGGAGGCCUACGUGAAGAACGGCCAGCUCUUCUACCGCUCCCUCCGCCGGAUCGAGAAGGACGAGGAGCUGCUGGUGUGGUACGGCAAAGACCUGGUGGACCUGCUGCUGCUCAGCUCCAGCCGAGCGCCGGCCAAGAGCAAAGGUUCGUCCCACUACUCGUGUCCGGACUGCAGCCAGCGCUUCCAGUUCGAGUUUCCCUUCCUGGCCCAUCUCCGGUUCCGCUGCACCAAGAGACUGCAGAGCAUCACGGGCGCCGACGAGGAGCCGAGCAAGGAGAGGAGCGCCGAGCGACCCAACACGACCCCGACCAGGUCCAGCCCCAAGCUGGGGCGCUCGGAGGGCUUCGGCAGCCCCCAGGACAGCAGCAAACCCUCCACAGACUUUCACAACCUGGCCCGGGAUCUAGAGAACAACCGGACCAGCCCUCCGAGCGACAAGGAGGCCGAGAUCUGCAGCGAGAGCUCGGGGAAGAGGAAGUUCUCGGAGAUCGAGGAGUGCCGAGCGCCCAGCCUUACACAGACCAAAUCGAAAGACGAGCUUGCGACGUCUGCACAGAACUACCGAGGCGUGUACGGCCUGGAGGAUAACCGCAGGCCAAGCUUCUCGCCGCCGGGCUCCACAGGAAGCGGGGAGGUCAAACGCAGCGCCUUCACCGAGGUCAAGAAGAACGCCAAGCAUCACAGCGGCAGCAAAAACCUCCAGACCUCCAACGCUGAAAACAAAGAUGGCGGCCGUCCCAGCAGCAACCCGUCGGAGAAGCACCUCAACAUCCGGCAGGUGCUGUCGGAGACGCAGCCCGCCCAGACCUCGCCCAUGGGCAGCGCCUUCACCUCCGUCAGCCAGCAGGGGGGCGGCAGCGGCGAGAGGAAGAGCGCCUUCAGUCAGCCAUCGCGUCUCUCCUUCUCCCAGAUCUCACCGCUGGUGAUGCCGCCCAAGCUGCUGGACUGCCACCCAGCGGUGGGCGACACCAUCUCCUCCUCCAGACUCUACCAGGCCGACCACCUCGCUGCCAAGCUGCAGGGGGCGGAGCUGGGCGCCAACUGCCCCGUGCCGGGCGGCAUGGCCAAGCAGAACCCGUUUGUCUACACCACCGCCUUCUGGCCCAAGAGCUCCGGACCUAUCCAGAUCCAGAUGCCCUCGGCGCUCACCCUCCUGCCGCCCUCCUUCACCUCCCUCUGCCUGCCGGCGCAGAACUGGUGCGCCAAGUGCAACGCCUCCUUCCGCAUGACCUCGGACUUGGUUUACCACAUGAGGUCCCACCACAAAAAGGAGUUCGCCAUGGAGCCUCUGGUCAAGCGGCGGCGCGAGGAGAAACUCAAGUGCCCCAUUUGCAACGAGUCCUUCCGGGAGCGCCAUCACCUGUCACGUCACAUGACCUCCCACAACUGA